AUGGUGGUGGUGGUGGUGGUGGUGGUGGUGGUAACAACCAUUUCUUCAUCAUCCUCAUCAUCCCCAUCAUCAUCGUCGUCCUCAUUCUUUUCGUCCUCGUCAUCCAUCUUCGACGACAACUGCCCUCGAGUGUGCAGCUGCUUUGCCGCCACUGUCGACUGCUCCAAUCGUCAAAUGACAGAACUACCACGUGAUCUGCCACGUGUCGCAACGCGCGUCAAUUUUGCCGGAAAUCAGUUGAUCGUACUCGCUUCUGGUUCAAUGACGUCACUUCGAAAUGUAGUGUCUUUGGAUUUGAGAAGGAAUGAGCUGGAAGUGGUGGCCGAUGGUGUUUUUGAAGGGUGUCCGAUAUUACAGGUGAACGCACACUUCACCACUACACUACCACCACUACCACCAUCGACCAAUCCAAUCAAACAGAUACUGGACAUGAGCCACAACAACCUGACCAAUUUGAACGAGUUCACCUUCCGAGGUCUCGAGACACUGACCGACUUCAACCUGUCAAACAACUUGGUAGGCAAGAUGGACGGAGUGUUCAGUUCCUUGGUGGAGCUUUCCAGGUUGGAUAUCAGUCAGAACAGGAUCCGAGUGCUCACACAGUUCUCGCUGAGGGAUCUCGUCAAUUUGAGAGAGUUAGAUAUGUCAGAAACCAAUUUAAAAUAUUUAAGUUUGAAUGUAGUUGAAUCGAUGCCAAAUUUGUUCCAUUUAAAAAUAUCAAGUAACGAUUGGUACUGCAACUCAUCUAUGCUCUGGCUGAAGGCUUGGCUG
Helobdella robusta is the source of this 771-nucleotide messenger RNA. RefSeq lists its product as hypothetical. Gene Ontology annotation, cellular component: plasma membrane. Gene Ontology annotation, molecular function: protein binding. The annotation marks the transcript as partial. The transcript has 3 exons. Lineage: Eukaryota; Metazoa; Annelida; Clitellata; Rhynchobdellida; Glossiphoniidae. The record is from RefSeq and is a predicted model, not a curated record.